AUGUCGAGAUUAAUUAAAGAGCUUUUCCAAGCACCUCAAGUUAAUCCAAAAAACAAUAAGGCACUAUCAAUUCCAAUUUUAAAUCCAUUCAAUAUUUAUGGUAGAAAUUUUAAUUUCGCUUGGUUAGGAUUCUUUGUAUCUUUUUUAUCAUGGUUUGCUUUCCCUCCAUUAUUAGCUCAUAGUGUUAAAAAAGAUUUACAUUUAACCUCAAUUGAUAUUGCAAAUAAUAAUAUUAGUGGGUUAUCAGCUACAUUGAUUGCAAGGGUGUUAUUAGGCCCAGUGGUAGAUAAGAUUGGUCCACGUUAUACAAUGUGUAUUGUCUUGGUUGUCGGUUCAGUUCCAACUGCUUUAAUUCCUUUAGUUAAAAAUGUUGCAGGUCUACAUGCAAUUAGGUUUUUCAUUGGUUUAUUAGGUGGUAGUUUUAUUCCAUGUCAAAUGUGGACUACUGCAUUUUUUGAUAAAAAAAUUGUUGGUAGAGCUAAUGCCUUAGCUGGGGGAUGGGGUAACGCUGGUGCUGGUGUUGCCUUUUUUAUAAUGCCAGCUUUAGUUAAUGAUUUAGAGAGAAGAGGCUAUUCAAUUCAUGAACGUUGGACUUAUUCAUUUUUAAUUGGUCCUUUAAUCAUUCUAAUGGUUGUUGCUAUUGCAAUUUUUUUCCUUGGUGAUGAUUGUCCAGAAGGCUCAUGGAAUAAGAGAAGUGAUGUCUUGAAUAUUGGUGUUGAUGUUAGAAAAGUCGAUAUUGUUUCAAUUUCUUCAAAUCAUCCUGCACUUUCAAAUCAAAUGAGAGAAUCUUCAGAUAAUACAAAUAAAUCAUUGGAUGUUGUUCAAACAAGAGUUGGUGAAGUUGUUAAUUUGGAUGAAAUUAUUGAAGAUCCAUCUUUUAAAGAAUUUUUGAAAAUUACUUUCCAUUAUAGAACAAUGUUGACAGCAUUACCAUAUAUUACAACAUUUGGUGGUGAAUUAGCAGUUGAAUCAGUUUUAAGUGCUUUAUAUGUUCAAAGAUCCAAUCAUUUAUGGAGUGAAAGCUAUGCAGGAUCAUGGGGUUCAAUGUUGGGAUUAUUAAAUGUUGUAACAAGACCAUUAGGUGGUUAUAUUAGUGAUUUAUUAUAUGCUAGAUAUAAAAGCACCAGAGUUAAAAAAUUCUGGUUACUAUUCUGUGGAUUAAUGGAGGGGAUUUUCCUUUUAUGGAUUGGAUUAGUUCCAGCUUCAAAGUUAUCAAUUCAUGGAUUAAUUGGAGCAUUAGGGGUGAUGUGUAUCUUCAUGGAAGCUGGUAAUGGGGCCAAUUUUUCAUUAGUUCCACAUAUUAAUAAGAAACACACAGGUAUAGUUGCUGGUACAACUGGGGCCAUGGGUAAUUUAGGUGGUAUUUUAUUCUCGUUGGUGUUUAGAUAUAACAUUAAUUCUUCAGGAGUUAGUGAUUAUAUGAGAAGUUUUUGGAUCAUUGGGGUGUGCUGUAUAGCUAUCAAUGUUGGUUGUGGCUUUAUCCCUGUGAAUGAGGAUAGACCAGAUGAUUAUGAGGAAAAGAAAGAGGUUGAUGUUUGAUUUAAUUGAAGGUUUCUAGAAUGAUUCAUGAUUGUAGAUGACUCGAAUGAACUGGGGAUACAUCACCAUUAUGGCUCCUGAUGAUCCUAUGAUAAGGUGCCACCACUGUCCGUGCGUAUGUACGGAGAUCGAAGUAGACAAUACAUGUCUGUAUGUAAAAAGAUGGUUUGAUAAUUGUGGCUUUAAGUAUACAACCAAUAUUACUUAUGAAUAUUACAUAAUAUAUUACGUAAUUUAUUAUUCACGUGACUAUUAUCUAAUCCUUACCUAAUCACCACAGAAAUUUCUUUUUUCCGUGUCGCUGAGUGGCAAUAAACUUGACACAAUUUCAACGAAUGAGCAGUACAAACCAAGCACACUCAGUACAACGCAGAUAUAAAGAUAAUGGAUUCAUCAUUUGUGGAGGUUAUCAUCUUUUAAAC
Messenger RNA from Hansenula anomala, 1961 nucleotides. Its product is annotated as MFS transporter. Gene Ontology annotation, biological process: nitrite transport; nitrate transmembrane transport. The record is from RefSeq and is a predicted model, not a curated record. The transcript is spliced from 2 exons. The coding region runs from base 1 to 1539 and encodes 512 amino acids. Gene Ontology annotation, molecular function: nitrate transmembrane transporter activity; nitrite transmembrane transporter activity. Gene Ontology annotation, cellular component: membrane. Lineage: Eukaryota; Fungi; Ascomycota; Saccharomycetes; Phaffomycetales; Wickerhamomycetaceae.